AUGGUGAGAUGUUUUGUCCGAAGCCGGGGUUGCAGUAGUGAGAGCCGAAGCUUGUGUAAGGGUCCUGACAGUGUCCCGCGCCCGGCUAGCAUGGCUCAGCACGGCUCAGCGUGGGAAACCAUCUCAAGCCCCGCGCACCACCAAUGGCCAGUGUACUGGAAGCUCCUGCGGCCAAUGCGCCGGCAAAAUUGGGGCACGUUGCCCCGCUGCAAGGCUUCGAAUGACGAUAUUGAUUUUCCGCCAAUGGGAGGCACGGCGCCGGACAACAGCGGCAGAGUCAAAGGAACUGCAGGCGGGGCUGUAUUCAGAGGAGUCGGGUUAAUGCCAACCGGGGCUUCGAAGCCACAUGUGGUUGAUGACCUUAUUUAG
Chaetomium globosum CBS 148.51 is the source of this 369-nucleotide messenger RNA. RefSeq lists its product as uncharacterized. The coding region runs from base 1 to 369 and encodes 122 amino acids. The record is from RefSeq and is a predicted model, not a curated record. The transcript has a single exon. NCBI's taxonomy places the organism in Eukaryota, Fungi, Ascomycota, Sordariomycetes, Sordariales, Chaetomiaceae.